AUGGAAGAGCUCCACAACACACGGGAUGGCCUCCACGGCCUGUAUCAGGAUUUAUCUGCUCUUUCAGACUCUCAAAUCCCCAAUGUCGAUCGCUUGUGUUUCGAAUUGGAGACCCAUAUUCAAGACUUCCGCAAACUGCUCGACAAGCCCGCAAAGAACAAUGCCAGCCGUCAAGCAGUUCUCUCAGGGAAGAUCACCAUUGCCGACGUUGAAUACUCGGUGAACCAGGAUUUCCAGCAAGGCGUACUGCAGCUUGCGGAUGCGCUCGAUAUCGAUGAAAUCGAAGCAGCGGUUAUGUUUUUGGCUGCCCAGGAAGAUGCACACGUGCUAGACAGGCCUCCGCUGAUAGCUGCGAUAAUAAGCUUCCACGAGCGCCGCCUUUAUACCCUCGAGUGUCUACGCCUCAUCUUCCAAGAAUCGCGUGUCGUUGAACGCGAAAGUACACCCCCUAUUAUGCAUGAAACACUGGCUCAUGUUCUGGAAAUCAAAAACAACUCUUUGCGGAAUGCCUCCCUUUUCGCGCGGAAAGCCUUGAGUUCCAUGGCCGAUAUAGAGAAAUGGCUGUCACUUCUUGGAGAUCAAGUUCAAAAGGCCUCAGUCGUUGGCCAGGAAAAUGACCGUGAUAUCAUGGAAGCCAUUAUUUUCCAACGCUUAAGUCUGCAACAACAGCAUGAGUCACUCGGGGCGAUCCUAUUCUAUAUGUUCAAAGGGACAUACACAAGCUGCGAAGACUUCCGCAUACUUGUGAGUCAGUUGAAGAACAUUGAUCGCUUUGACGGACUCUUGUUUCAUUACAUUCCAGUCACAAUUGUGUCUUUUGUCCAGCAUGGUUCUCCUGAGGGCUCUGGAUCCGAGAAGGAGGCACGAGAUCUACACAAAUUAAUCACUGCAUCCAAGGAUGGCCAAAGCUGGAAGCUUCCAAAUUUCCACGCCGCCGUUGUUGCUCUGUGGCUCUCAGUCUACAGUGGAUGGUACUUUGAUGGUCUUUCUUCCCCAUCAAUCGACGCAGAGAAGGAAUCUGAAGAGCGUACGAAAACGUUCAUGUCUUCUCUCGACGAUGGCGCGCUUGACUUCAUGCUUGCAAUCUGCUCCAGCGUCAACACCGAAGAAUGGGCGGACCCCGCACGGAGCGAAUUGGUGACCUUACUACUCAGGGAAAGCGUCGUAUCAUUGCCCGAUCCUGAGGCAUGCUCUGGUUUUAUGAAGGAACUGCUGAUGGAAAAUCUCGAGGUUUUCGUGGAAUCAUGCGUUGCAAAUAUGCCUGACGCGGUCCGACGAUUGAAGUCGGAAGAGGACUCACAGCGACUAGACCAGAUCACUGCACUCAGAGAUGGCCUCACUUCUAACCUUCACCGUGGCUUGGUAGAGGUGCGGACUCAUCUCGAGUCCUUCCUCAUGAUAAUCUCAUUCGCCUUUGAACACCGACAAGAUGCCGCUGAAGAAUUCUGGGCUGAUCCUGAUGGUAACCUUUAUGGCUUCCUUCAGUGGGCGUCCAAACGACAGACUGUUCCUCGGGUCAGCGCUUUUUGCGAAAUGUUGUGUUCGAUCUCUGAAGGCGAAGACAACGCAGCCGCGGCGCAUCGGUUCCUAUCGGAGGAAGACAAAUUCAUGUCCUCCAAGUUCAAGCGAUCCACAACAAUGAAUUGGUCGCAAAUGUUCGCUGAACUAAAGCUUUACGCAUCUCGGGUCACUGAGAAUCCUUCCACUACAACAAUCCCCGAGGGGGUGCCAGGGAUAUUUCGUCCACGGAAACCAGAGCCCGUAGAAAUGAACGAGCCUGAGAGCCCCGUGAUGCUGACAUGCUACCUCCGGCUGAUAGGUCAUCUGUGCAAGCAGAGUCGACAUAUUCGGGAGUGGAUGCUGCAGAACGAAUCCUUUAAUGCAGUUAACACCCUUUUAGACUUAUGCAGUGGGCCAAUUCCAUCGCAUCUUCGGGCAACUGUUUUUUCAACGCUCUCAGCACUGAUGACUGAAAAGACUUCCACCGUUGGGAAGGAAACAUGGAUCCGCCUUGAUGGGUGGUUAUCGGGAGGCACUGGCGCAUCGGGCAUUGGCAAGGUGCCAUUGGUUUCCAACCCUGCCGUGUGGCACCAACAACAAGCCCUGCAAAAGAUCGGAGAGAGCUUUGACCAGACGAAUGCAUUUGUCGUUCUUGUCAAUGCGCUUGCUGCUCCCUCGUGUGACUCAAUUGAUGACCCAAUGUCAUUGCCUUUCCCGGAGACCCUAGGUGGAACUUAUCGUAUGUCCGGGAUUGAACCAUACAUCGAUUUCAUCUUGGGGCACGCCUUUUCACGGAAGAUUCAGGACCUCAACGAGUAUCAAUCCCGCCUGUUGACCUUCAACUGCCUGGACUUCGUUGUGGCAAGCUUGGAAUCCUUCAAUGAAGAUCUAGUGUUACUUCUGAGCCAACCGUCCGUGUCCGAUUCCCCGAUGCAGACAUCGUCGCUGCUCACGUACGUUCGCUCUCAUCCGUUUGCCCGCGUGGUAGACUGGCUUUUCAACGAAGAUGUCCUCAAAGCUCUUUUUGCAACCUCGAAACAAGACGUUUCAGAUGUUGCUACUGCGUCGUCCGACUCUGUUCUGGUUCUGACCUUGCAGCGGAGUCUGAACGUCAUGAACUUGCUUAUCGACCUUCAAUCGACAUACUUUAACAUUGUCAAGCCUUUGGUACACUCCCAGCCUGGACCAUCCCGGGCCAUCGUGGCAAACUCUUCGCUUGCUUCAUUUGAGGACACCGUGCUGAACAAUCUGACACUCAUCCCGUCACUUUGUCUCUAUUGUAGCACGGGGCAUGCACAACUUACCGUCGCUUCCAUGGUUUUACUGGAAAAGCUGACAAGUUCCAGAAAGCUCAACAAGAUGACCUCCCCGGAACUCGUCAAGUGGCAAUCCUCGAACAAGAUUGUGGAAGUGCUUGCAUCCGAGGUCGACGUGGACAGCAUAUCACUGCCUCUUGUAUUACAAAUGCAGCCUGAUGUGAGAGAACUUGAUGCCGGCCGAGAUGCCGCGGGCUAUGUCAUUCGCGAUCGUCUUCUUGCUCUUUUGAACAGCUGCCUGGGAACGAUCACAGAUCGCCCUACGGUUGCCCAUCUACUGCUUGGCUUCGACUGCGUGGGCAAUAUUCUUGAUGUUUCAUCAGAAGGGCUAUUCGCAAAUCAAAAUUCCUUGCUACAUGCUAUCGUGAAGUACCUGAAGUCUGAUCCCGGGAUGGUUGUCGGUGACAUUACAUCUUGGGUAGUGUACCUCAAGCGUAUGGCUUUUGAAGUGCUGAAGCAUUUGUGGUCAUCGAAGCUGGCUAGUUUCUACACCCUUGCUGAAAUGCGUGCGCAGGCAUUCCUACGCGAUAUGUUUGCCUACCAACCCAUCAUUGGGCCGAACACUACCUGGGAUGGGUUCCCCGUUGAGGCGGCAGGGGGAUUUUGGUUCCAAGGCGGUGCAAAUGCCAUGGCGGAAUUUCUACUUUACCGAAGUCACCUGUACACAUAUGCGGCGACCGAGGUUCGCUCCACAGCAAAGGCUAGAUCACCGGCUCUACAUGCCCAAAUUCUGUCGGUGUUGCUCGGAAACACGCUUGCAGACAACGGUGAACCUAUGUCUAGUCCGUCCGUGUUUGAUCUUUUCGAUUUUGCAGACCUUGAUGUUGGACCCGACUUCAACCUGCCCCAAUUCUCCUUGCUGGGUGAUAUUGCUCUUCAAUUAGAAAACAAACGGGAAAAGGGCAUUUCCCGCAUAGAAGGGGUAGAGGAGAUGUUACAAGUGCGGAAAGCAGAGCUCACAGCCAAUGGACCGCUCCGCCCGCAGGACGAGGAGCAGUUGGUAGCUGAGACCGAUAACCUGAGGUUGUUCGUCUGUGGAAUAAAUCAGAGAAAUGAGAUUCAGACCAAUCGCUAUCACGCCCUCCGUUCCUGGGUAGAGCUCAUUUCUACAAUGGUCACUUGCUCCGCUAUCGAUGAAGGAAGCAGGCCGGCUUUCAUUCUACACUCAGUCCAAUUAAUCCUCCCCAAGCUUACAAUGGCAAUCGAGGCUGAUCUUCCCGAAGCACUUGAACUGGCGCGGUUGGCUGAAUUGUUGAUCGGUGGACUUGCAUCCGGAGCAUCGCCAACAGAUGCGUCUCGAAGCGGGGAUGUCAUCGACGAAAAGCUCCACCAGCUUUUCCAACUCUGCAUCCGAGGCACCAACCUGGCAACAGGAAAUGUUUUGUUGAGAGAAACGCUCUAUAGUAUUUGCUCUCACUACAUAACACGCAUCACAUCGUCGGACAACGGCCACGAAAACCUACGGCGUCUUAGCCAACAUGUCAUCAAAGCGGCCGGUUCUGGCCUGAUUGAGACCAUGUGUGAUGACGCCUAUACUGGCCAGGAAUCGUGCCGUGCAUCCGCUCUUGUCUUAUUGAACAGCCUCGCUGUUCUUGAUCGUCAAACCGACUGUGUUUUGGCUGAGUUAAUCUCAGGUUCCAACUACUUGAGUCUUUUCCUAGAUGCCUUGCGUUCUCUUCCCCUGGAACUUCACAAUGCCCAGGAAAGCGACACCCCGGCACUACUGGCAUACUAUCAGUCGCUUUUUUCAUUACUCCAACGACUUUCUCAAACCAAGGGCGGAGCAAAUUGUGUGCUCAACUCUGGUCUCUUCCAAGCUGUGCACGAAUCACGACUUUUCGCUGCUGAUCCAGAUAUCGGCAUCGACAUCGACAAUCCCGACGCCCUUCAGAGGUAUUACGAUCUUCUCCUUUCAGUCCUUCAGGUCAUCGUGUACGCGGUUUUCUCCCGAGGUAUUCAAAACGAACAACUUAAGGAACAGACCCGGAAAUUUUUGGCUGAAAACCGGCCAUGCAUGGUGGGUAUCUUCAAACGAUCUGCCAAGAUCGGAAAUACGUCAACCGCCCACCACGACACUUUAUGUGAACUAGUCAAGGCAUUCAUGGCUCUUGUUACUGCUACAGAUUUCAUGGAGUUCGAGGAGCAGGAAGUGCAAUAUAUCGCCCGACCAGCGUUGUUCUCGUGA
Molecule: messenger RNA, 5001 nt
Organism: Penicillium concentricum
Lineage: Eukaryota; Fungi; Ascomycota; Eurotiomycetes; Eurotiales; Aspergillaceae
Product: nuclear pore complex Nup192/Nup205 family protein
Exons: 5
Coding region: 1-5001 (1666 amino acids)
Biological process (GO): nuclear pore organization
Cellular component (GO): nuclear pore; nuclear pore inner ring
Molecular function (GO): structural constituent of nuclear pore
Source: RefSeq, a predicted model, not a curated record